UUUAACCAACUAUUUGUUUUUUUGACGCCCCUCAACAGUGUCGAAGCAAUUACGUUCAUUCGCGGUUCGUGUGUAUUGCGUAAAAUUAAUCUCAUUAGGUGACCUCGAGUAUCACAUAACCUAAAGACAGUGCGACAAGCUUGAAAAUUAAAAAAAAAAUAAAGGACCAUGCUCAUCAUUAAAUUAUAAUAAUUUAUUCAAUUUUCAUUGAAAAUAUGGUAUAUUGAAACAAGAACUGAUUAAAAAAUAAUUUAAGUAACACAAAAAAAAAACAAUACAUACAUAAGUAUUUAAAAGAAUGAACAAUCAAGCAUUUAGUUUGGCUGAGAAACUAAUACCAUCAACUUACGUACAACAAGGUUUAAAUGCCAAGAAAACGCGGGAAAAUCUCAUAAGAAGUUUUAUCGAACACCGAAAAUGGCCAGAAGAAGGAUGGGAUGAUCCGACAAUAGAAGCAUUUCUUUCGGAUUUAUCACAAAUGGACAGUAAUAAUUUUCCAUUAAACUGCAGUGUUGGUGAACGAGAAUCUCGUAUUGUAUCAAGUAUCGUAGCGAGACGGCAUUUUCGUAUGGGUCAUGGAAUCGGUCGAUCUGGUGAUCUUGAAGAAGUACAACCAAAAGCUGCAGGAAGUAGUCUAAUGUAUAAAUUGUCAAAUGCAUUAGUAUUAGAAGUUAUGCGAUAUAUGGGUGUUAAAAGUAUUGCUGGAUGUUUUUUAUCACCAAUGGCAACGGGCAUGAGCUUGGUACUGUGUAUGUUAACUUUAAAACUCGACAGACCACGAGCCAAGUACGUUCUCUGGCCUCGAAUUGAUCAAAAAUCAAGUUUCAAAUCAAUAAUAACAGCUGGACUAGAACCAAUUGUAAUUGAGAUGCAAAUUGUUGGAGAUGAAUUGAAAACUGAUAUGCAAAGAUUAGAAUCACAGAUGGCUGCACUUGGUGAAAGUAUUGCUUGUGUUCUUUCAACUACCAGCUGUUUUGCACCACGUUCUUGUGAUUCAGUUGAUCUCAUUGCUGCGUUAUGUACACAAUAUAAUAUUCCUCAUUUAGUUAACAAUGCAUAUGGAUUACAAAGUACUAGAUGUAUGCAUCUGAUUCAAGAAGCAUCGAGGAAAGGCCGAGUGGAUGCUUUCGUUCAAAGUACAGACAAAAAUUUUCUUGUUCCUGUUGGUGGUGCUAUUAUCGGUUCGUUUGAUAAAAAUCUUCUAGAUCGAAUUUCAAAGAUGUAUCCCGGUCGUGCGAAUGCCAGUUCUACAAUGGAUGUUAUGAUAACAUUGUUGAGUCUCGGUAUGACUGGAUACAAACAGUUGAUAGCACAGAGAAAAGAAAUGUAUGCUUAUUUGAAAGAAGAACUUGGAAAAGUUGCUACAAGACAUGGUGAAAGAUUAUUAGAUACUAAAGGCAACCCUAUUUCUAUGGGAAUGACUUUGCAGUGUCUUAGCCAUCAGCAUGAUCAUAAACAAGUAACUAUGUUGGGAUCUAUGUUAUUUCUUAGGAAUGUAAGUGGUGCCAGAGUUAUCACUACUACUGACAUUAAAAAUAUUGUCUCACAUAAAUUUGAAGGUUGGGGAGCGCACAAUAGCAAUUAUCCCAUACCAUAUUUAACGGCAGCAGCAGCAUUAGGAAUGAAACGAAGUGAUGUAGAUGCAUUUAUACAAAGAUUGGAUAAAGCUUUGACUAAAGUACGACGACGAUCAGCUCCAGUAACUCCAACUGCAUCACUCGCUGGUUCAAGCAUUAAUGGUGAUACUGGUAAUCCUGGUGGUCCAGGUGAAUCAAGUACGGCGUCUACCAGCCGUGCUAGCAGUAAAGAUUCUUUGCGUAAAUGAACCGUAAUCAACGCAACUGGCCAGUCAAAUCAGCAUAUUAAUAUCAAUUUAUAAGCAUCUUUGUUUACAAAUAGUAUUUAUAAAAUCAACUAACGUAAAAUCUUGUUGAAAUUAAAUAUGAUAAAUAAAAAGAUUUUAUAAAAAUGAUGUGCUGAUAUGUCUGCUCAAUUGCGUUGAGAUAUGCAUAAAUAAAAUUAAGUGAAAAAAGAAAAAAAUGUGAAUUAAAGUUAUUGCAAUAAGCAAAUUGCUGUAAGAAAAAAAGCGCUGGACGCAUUUUUUCUUUAUACUCAACCAAAGAUCAAUCACAUCUAUACGAAUUUAUUAUUUAAAUUUAUAAAAUAAUUUUAUUAUUAAGUUUUUUUUUUCUGCCGUUAUUCUAUCUUUUAAAAAUUUUAUUUCUAUUGUAAUUUCAAUAUAUGAUUGAACGUAUAACUGAUUAUAAAUUUUAAGAACAACAGAACUAUCAUCAAUAAGAACUAAAUUUAUGCAAACUGAGAAACAAAAUAUAAAAAAAAAACUAAACAAUUGAAUGAAUAUACGAUAAAAAAAAAUAGUGAGAAUGAUUUAAAUAUUAAGAUAGACAUUAAAAAAAAACUAUUUAAACACCAUUACUUUGUUCAUACGAUAUAAAUAUUUAAACACAUACUCCAAAUUAUAGACUUCGUGGUAUCGAUAAUUAUUAAAACAAUAUGGCUUUAUUAUAAAUAAUAAUUAGUAUAAUUUUUUUUUAACUUGAUUAAAUUUUCAUUAAAUGCUUGAUAAUAAACGAUAUAGAAAGAAGAAUUAAAAAGAAAUAUAAUGUAGAAACGGAUAAUAAGAAUUCUCAGUAUUCAAUACAGAAGUAAAUAAUUGCGCAUCGCAACUAGAUUUGAUGGAGUAAAUUAUAUAAAAAAGGAAAAAAAAUAAUGGAGUUAAGUAAUUGCAUGAAUUUAGGGGGUAAAUAAAAUAUAAAAAGAAAUGUUACAGCUCACAGAAUGAAGGCCUGGAGCCUCAACGAGACUUUAGAAAUGUUAUAAUCAAUAAAAUGUAGAUAUUAGUUAGUGAAUUUAAUUUAGCUUUACACGUUGAUAGUUAAUUGCGUUAAUCAUGCAUAAAAAUUUUACAUUUAAAGUUGAGCUUAUUUAAUGUAUAAUUAUUAUCUGUUAUUUUCAUAUAUUAUAUUCUUUUUCAAACAUUUUUAUUUAUUGUUAUAAAAUACUAUUUAUAGAUUCAAAUUUAUUUAUAGAAGUGGCUUGACAUUAAAGAAAAAUAAAAUAAACUAUAACAAAUGUUUGCAAUUAUUUCAUUGAAUAAUUAAAUGUAUUGGCAAACAGAGUUUAUGAUGCCUAUAAGACAAUUAAUAAUAAUUAUAUACAAUAAAUUAAUAAAGAAAUUAAUUAUUGACUAAAUACCAUAUACUCCUGUGUAAAUAAAAUAUAUAUUAAAUUAAACUAUUCAUUUUAAAUCAUCGACAAUAUUCUCGAGUUUUUUUGUUUUAACAUAUAUCUUUUUUUGCGAUAAAUAAAUAUAAACAAAAUAAAAAAAUAAUAAACACUUGAUCGUUGCUUUUUACAGUAAUUUUACAAUAACGGAGUAUUGUAUAUAAUAAAUGGUAUAAUGACACUUACGGAAAGUGAAUCAUUGUACUGACUUGAUCUCGGGCAUCCUUCAAUACGCCUAUUCUUUACGUAACUGGCCUGAGAAUACGUAAAGUAUAAUAAAUAAAUAAAAAUAAUUAAUUAAUAAUCCAUACGAAACAUUCCAUUAAUUAAAAAUACAAGAAAAUAACCAUACACAAAUUUUCUUGGAAUAGAAAAUUAAUAAUAAUAAAAUUAAAAAAAAAAAAAGGAAAAAAUAAUAAAAAAACUUUAUAUCAUUAUACCUAUAAUAGUAUAAUAAAGUAAUAAAAAAUUUGAAGCUAUAAAUUAUGUAAACGAAUUUCGAAAAUUCGAGUGAAAAUUUAAUAGAAAUAAAUAAAAAUAGAAAUUAAUGUAUACAUAAAUGUAGUUUUAAAUUAUUUCAUAUGAUUAUUAUCUAUAUUAUUAAGAGAAUAAGGAAAAUUUUGUUCUAGCCAUAUAUAUGGUAGAGUAAGUUAAUGUUGUUAAAUUUGGUAUCAUUAAAAAGGCCUUGAUUUGAAUUUGUGCCUUUUCAUGGUUUAAGCUCUUUUUUAUUCCCAGGUAUCAAGAUAAAUCAAUUAAUCUAUGUCAUUCGAAUUACAUUUAAAUCACGCGGGAUAA
Molecule: messenger RNA, 4041 nt
Organism: Microplitis mediator
Lineage: Eukaryota; Metazoa; Arthropoda; Insecta; Hymenoptera; Braconidae
Gene: SecS
Product: O-phosphoseryl-tRNA(Sec) selenium transferase
Exons: 6
Coding region: 299-1825 (508 amino acids)
Biological process (GO): selenocysteine incorporation; conversion of seryl-tRNAsec to selenocys-tRNAsec
Molecular function (GO): O-phosphoseryl-tRNA(Sec) selenium transferase activity; tRNA binding
Source: RefSeq, a predicted model, not a curated record